Molecule: messenger RNA, 1374 nt
Organism: Oryzias latipes (Japanese medaka)
Lineage: Eukaryota; Metazoa; Chordata; Actinopteri; Beloniformes; Adrianichthyidae
Gene: ldhba
Product: lactate dehydrogenase Ba
Biological process (GO): pyruvate metabolic process; lactate metabolic process
Cellular component (GO): cytoplasm
Molecular function (GO): L-lactate dehydrogenase (NAD+) activity
Source: RefSeq, a predicted model, not a curated record
CCAAUCAGAACCGUGAACGUCACAUCCGCCCCGCCCCUCCCGGAUCCUCCUCUUCUGCCAGUGGUCUUGUUCGUCAGAAGACGCCGCUUCGUUAUCGGGACCAGAGUCGUUAUCUGUCUAUCUCACGUUGCCCGAGCUGCCAUCAUGUCCUCAGUGCUGCAGAAACUCAUCACCCCCCUGGCCAGCAAUGCCUCCGAGACCCCCCGAAACAAGGUGACGGUGGUGGGGGUGGGCCAGGUGGGCAUGGCCUGCGCCGUGAGCAUCCUUCUGCGGGACCUGUGUGAUGAGCUGGCUCUUGUUGACGUCAUGGAGGAUCGUCUGAAGGGAGAGAUGAUGGACCUGCAGCACGGCAGCCUCUUCCUGAAGACCUCCAAGAUUGUGGCGGAUAAAGACUACGCGGUCACGGCCAACUCCCGCCUGGUUGUGGUGACUGCUGGUGUCCGCCAGCAGGAGGGCGAGAGCCGCCUCAACCUGGUGCAAAGGAACGUCAACGUCUUCAAGGCCAUCAUUCCACAGAUCAUCAAGUACAGCCCCAACUGCACCAUCGUGGUGGUGUCCAACCCCGUGGACGUGCUGACCUACGUGACCUGGAAGCUCAGCGGUCUGCCGAAGCACCGCGUCAUCGGCAGCGGCACCAACCUGGACUCUGCGCGUUUCCGCUAUCUGAUGGCUGAGCGCCUGGGCAUCCACGCCAGCUCCUUCAACGGUUGGGUGUUGGGCGAGCACGGAGACACCAGCGUGCCUGUGUGGAGCGGCGCCAACGUGGCGGGAGUCAACCUGCAGAAGCUGAACCCCGACAUCGGCACGGAUGCUGACAAGGAGCAGUGGAAGGCCACGCACAAGGCAGUGGUGGACAGUGCCUAUGAGGUGAUCAAGCUGAAGGGUUACACCAACUGGGCCAUCGGCCUGAGCGUGGCCGACCUGACGGAGAGCAUCUUGAAGAACAUGAGCCGCGUGCAUCCCGUGUCCACCAUGGUGAAGGACAUGUACGGCAUCGGCGAGGAGGUCUUCCUGUCUCUGCCCUGCGUGCUGAACAGCUCCGGCGUGGGCAGCGUGGUCAACAUGACUCUGACCGAGGGGGAGGUGGCACAGCUGAGGAAGAGCGCCGACACGCUGUGGGGGAUCCAGAAGGACCUGAAGGACCUGUGAGCGCCGUGUCCCCGUGGUGUCCCCGCACUCCUCGCUCUGGCUCCGGAGGGGCAGACCUGUGUUUUUUAACCCCCCCCCUGCUGAAAACACAGGCAUGCUCCUUUAAGGGGCCCUCUGAAGCUGCUGUUGGUGUUUGCAGAUCCCUGCUCUUAUGAUCACACCACCCCCCUGUGUGUGUUUGUUACCUUCUACCUGUUACUGAAUAAAGUUGAGUCUACCUAUUGC